Molecule: messenger RNA, 725 nt
Organism: Mangifera indica (mango)
Lineage: Eukaryota; Viridiplantae; Streptophyta; Magnoliopsida; Sapindales; Anacardiaceae
Product: probable phospholipase A2 homolog 1
Exons: 4
Coding region: 84-530 (148 amino acids)
Biological process (GO): phospholipid metabolic process; lipid catabolic process; pollen development
Molecular function (GO): A2-type glycerophospholipase activity; calcium ion binding
Source: RefSeq, a predicted model, not a curated record
AAAAAGAAUGCGGACUCGACGCCAGUAUCGUAUACAACCCGGAGUCGUUUCAUAUCAGGGGACUUGGCAGUUUGGCUCGAAGAAUGCUGCGCGGUGCGGUCGGCCUCGUUCAUACGCGUGUCGUCUUAGCAUUCGCAUUUAUCUUCUUCUUCUCCGCUGUCUUAUCUGAAUGUGCCACCAAUAAUUCGCAGGUGAAAUGCAGCAGAACUUGCGUUGCACAGAAUUGUAAUUCGGUUGGGAUUCGGUACGGGAAGUACUGUGGCGUAGGGUGGACGGGAUGUCCCGGAGAGAAACCAUGCGACGAUCUCGAUGCUUGUUGCAAGAUCCACGAUGAGUGCGUUGAGAAAAAAGGUAUGACUAACAUUAGAUGCCACAAGAAGUUCAAGACUUGCAUAAAGAAAGUACACAAAUCUGGGAAAACCGGAUUUUCUCGGGAUUGUCCCUAUGACACAGCAGUGCCGACUAUGGUACAGGGUAUGGAUAUGGCCAUUUUACUGAGCCAGUUUGGGAACUCAAGGUUGGAGCUGUGACUAGUGAAUUUUAGAAAGAUUGUUGAAGCUGGUUCCUGUAUCAUUCAUUAAAUGGAUUGUUGAACAAUUUUAUAUAGGUACCGGAUCCUCUCUGAUUUAGUAUAUUUACUUAGCUUUGAAAAUAAAUAAUAUUGAUUCAUAUUUGUACUCAGAAUUCUGGAUUUGGAAUUUUACUAAAGCAUGAGUAUUUCUUCA